This is a messenger RNA of Peronospora farinosa, 1647 nucleotides long. The record is from the annotation of a GenBank genome assembly. NCBI's taxonomy places the organism in Eukaryota, Oomycota, Peronosporomycetes, Peronosporales, Peronosporaceae.
AUGCUAUACUCAAGCUCCUUGCGUGUAACAUCCGCAUUGGCCUCUCGCCGUGCCUUGUAUGUCCCACGUACCAUGUCAUCAUUGCCUUCAUUUGCUACCGUUGAUCCCAACUUUAGUGGUGCCAAUCCUACCGAUGGCUUUAAUUUGGUCAAUGGCAAAUGGACUAAAUCUGUCAAGAAAGAAACAAUCCUUGACCCACUAAAUGGUGAGGCUUUCAUGACGAUGCCACUCACUCAAAAAGAUGAGCUUGCACCCUUUGUGGAAAGCAUGUUAAGCUGUCCCAAGCACGGUCUCCACAACCCUUUGAAGAAUGUCGAUCGUUACGUUCUAUACGGUCAAAUCUGUGCCAAAGCCGGUGCUUUAUUCCGUCAGGAGAAGGUCGCUGAUUACUUUUCUAAAUUGGUGCAACGGACGUCACCUAAGAGCUAUUUCCAGGCUCGUAAUGAGGUGAAAGUGACGGGGAAAUUCCUCGAGAACUUUUCAGGAGACCAAGUGCGUUUCCUCGCACGCUCAUUCGGUGUCUCAGGUGAUCAUCAGGGUCAGGAGAGCCGUGGCUAUCGCUGGCCAUAUGGUCCUGUCGUGCUGAUUACACCUUUUAAUUUUCCCAUUGAGAUCCCAGUACUACAGAUGAUGGGUGCUUUGUUCAUGGGCAAUAAAGUGCUACUUAAAGUGGACUCGAAGGUGUCGAUUGUCAUGCAGGAAACCCUCCGUCUGCUUCAUGCAUGUGGUAUGCCAUUGACUGAUGUGGAUUUCAUUAAUUCGGACGGGGCGGUGAUGAACGAUCUACUUUUGCAGAUCAAGCCACGUAACACGCUAUUUACUGGAUCGCAAGCUGUCGCCGAAAAACUUGCAAAGGACCUGUGUGGUCGAAUCAAGCUGGAGGAUGCUGGCUUUGACUGGAAGGUGCUUGGCCCGGAUGUUCGCGAUUUCGACUACGUCGCUUGGACUUGUGACCAGGACGCAUAUGCUUGUUCUGGACAAAAGUGCUCGGCGCAGUCUGUUCUAUUCAUGCACAAGAACUGGACGGAAUCUGGCUUGGAAAAGAAACUUGCCGAACUCGCUUCCCGACGAAAGCUGUCGGACUUGACGGUUGGCCCCGUGUUGACGGUCACCACGAAACGUAUGCUUGACCACGCUGCGGCUCUGUUGAAGAUCCCGGGUGCUCGUGUCGCAUUUGGAGCUGAAGAGCUUGAGAACCAUUCGAUCCCCGAGAAAUAUGGUGCCGUCAAGCCCACUGCUAUCUUUGUUCCGCUUAAGGAGUUUGUCAAGCCUGACAAUUUUGAGCUUGUAACGACGGAGAUUUUUGGCCCAUUCCAGGUGGUGACCGAGUACGAUGACAGCGAGUUGCCUCAAGUCUUGGAUGCUCUGGAGCGCAUGAACGCUCACUUGACUGCUGCUGUGGUCUCGAAUGACCAGGAUUUUGUAAGUGAAGUGCUGUCAGCUACGGUGAACGGCACGACUUACAGUGGCAUCCGUGCGAGAACUACGGGUGCGCCUCAGAACCAUUGGUUUGGCCCUGCCGGUGACCCGUGUGCUGGUGGUAUUGGCACGCCGGAGGCGAUCAAGCUUGUGUGGUCGUGCCACCGUGAGAUCAUCAGCGAUGUAGGUCCCGUGCCUGUUAACUGGACGAUCCCCGAGGCUACUUAA